AAUGCAGGUUGUGGGGCUCAAAGCCACGCACACUUAUGUGUGGAAGAUAUUAAGUCUUAUCCCUUAAACUCUCGGGCAAACCUGUAAUUCAUUGAUAAAUUUGAAGCAUUUACUAUAAACAUCAAUAAAUUUAGUUGUUAAAGUAUAUUAAAAUUGUCAUUUAUGUUAUGUUAUGUAAUCAAAUUUCGAUUAAAAUCACUAGUAAGUAGCUUCGACCGAGUUCUUAAGGUGUGUAUCUGCUAAGUACACAAAGUUUUCCGUGAGAAUUCAAAUAUCUAAGGUAAGGGUUUAAAUUUAUUUAGUUUUGUUACCUUAUCUGAAGGUUCAUUGCUUAUGUCACGUAAAAGUUUUGGUUCAUGCUUAUUUUUGUGUUGGUUUUUGAACUGUUAUGUGGCAGACACAAUGAAUCUUGUGUGGAAUUUCUUUUAGAACAGGAAAAAAAUUAGUUAAAAUUAAAAUAAUUAAAAUCGUCGCCUAAGAGAUUCGAACUCUCGCGGGAAAAUCCCAUGUACUUAGCAGGCACACGCCUUAACCACUCGGCCAAAGCGACUUGUUGUUGAUUUGAUUACGAAUUCGAAUGCACAUCAAAGUAGAAAUCACAAAAUGCUAUACUAAAACAACUAAACUUACCAAUGUUUCUACUACAUUCUCACAUGUCAUUAUUGAAUUACAGAUUUAUCCGAGAGGUUAAGGUGGAAGACUUAAGAUCUUCUACAAUGAUUGGCAUGGAUUUGAAUUCCAUCAUCUCUGCAGUAGCGCGAUCUUCUUAUAUUUACAAAUUUUUAAAACUUUAAACAAGUCUUCUUUUGGGUCAUGUUUAAGGUUUGUAUUUCAUCUUCCGCAUGAAUUUUAUGGAACCGUAUUUUUAAGUACUAGCAACUAACGGUGUUGUGAAAUGUAAAUUUUGAUGGGUUUGGUAUCUUUCCCAAGUAUGAUGAGGUGAAGGUGGUUUCGAGGAUUCAUUUGUUGAUGUUGAUACUAGUUGAUGUGAGAUUCAGUAGCCAUCGGAAAUUUUCUUCCAUUCACACUCACCAAGUCCAGUGUGGGAAGUUUUGUUGUCAAAGAACUAAAUCUUCUAAGUAGUGUGUGAUUACCCUACAAAUUAAAGCAAACACGCCACGCUUAUUCGAAUAUGAGGAAAAAGGUUCUCUUCAUGAUUGAGCUCAAUCAACAAGAUUGCCUAUCCGCAAUUGUAAAUUAGGAACCAAAUCAUGUACUGGUAUUAUGUGGUUUGAUCUAUUACUAUCAACUUAUAUCUGAUUUACAACGCAAAAAUUCAAUAGCGAAUGAAUUGUUGCUCGUCAACAAUACAUUCAUUACAAAAACGACAUGUGCAUAGCACAUGAAUUGUGAUAUUUACCAAGUUUGAGUGGUACAUACAUGUGCCAAGAGAAUAUUGUACCCCAUUUGUAGCUAGCAUAAAAGAUCUAUCAUCAAACCCUUAUGAUGAUUUUCUUCGUUUUAUUCAGAGUAUAUAUAUAACUAAAGGACCACAAGAACACUAGUAUAGUAGUGGGGAUUGUUACACUAGCUAGGAUUAUAACUUAUGGAAAAAGAAGGGGAAACAUUACAGAUUCAUUGCUUAUAAUUUUGAAAUAUUAAGGUGAUAAAUUAUAAUAGCUAUAGUUUUUAAAAGAAAAAAAUUUGUGACAACUAUAAUUAACGGAUUAGUUUGAGCAAUCUUUUUAAUAGAUUUUCAUAAUUUUUAAUAAAAUGCAGGUUUGCCCGAGAGGUUAAGGGGGAAGACUUAAGAUCUUCUGCACAUAAGUGCGCGUGGGUUCGAACCCCACAGCCUGCAAUUUUAUUUUUUGGUGGAAUUUUCAGAAAUUUCUAUGUUAGCUCUACACAUAUAUAUGAAACUUAUUAUAUUUAUAUUUUGAUCUUUUUCUUAGCAUCGAUCCCUACGGGAAAGGUCCAAUAAAGAAACAUUUGCAAGUCACCUACAUUUGCAAAGAGAUACAAGAGUUUUGUGAUACUACACAUCGAAAUAAGCUCGAAAUCAAUCAUAGACACGAAAUUUUUUUAACCUAAUUCCCACUCGCCUCAUAAGAAAACAUCAUCGUGUCAUCUUAUUGUAACAAUACCCAAUAAAACCUGGUAAACUAGCUUUGUGAUCUCACUUAUUGGCCGGACAUCUCUUAUGAGUUACGAGAUGACACUAAUUACAGUUAACCAACUACUUAUCCCAAAACCCACAAUUUCCCCCUGAAAAUGUAAGCUACUCUUCAUUCACCUCAAUGAAAUACCAUUGUGUCAUCUAAUCCCUAGUACGUUACUAUCUACCAAUACAAGAGAUAUAUAUAUAAAGAUCCCCCUCCAAAGAAAAUUCUCCACCAUUAACCGUGGGCAUUUCUUUCUACCUCUUUAAACACAAAUAAAAUCCAACCUCAAUAUAUUCCUUUUGCAAGUAACUAGACAAAAAUGUGAGUGUAGCUAGCUAGCUAGUUGCAAUUGGUUAGUGCAUGAUCCUCAGCUAGAAAAGGGGUCCAUUGAAUUGAAGCACACUCUCGAUGGCCAGAAACUCUCUGUCUGUCUAAUUGCAUCCUAUCUUCUUCCUUUCGUUUAUCUGCCCCCACAGCUUUUAGACACAGGGAAUCAAAUGCAGGUCAACAAGAUUUAUCAUUACCAUACUUGUUCGCAGCUUCCAAAGAUUUUACACACUCAUUUCCGAUUCACAAAGGUGUCAUCUUCUCGAGUAAUAAAAGAAUCUAUCAUCGUUCAAUUCAGGAAAAACUAACUUGAUAGUCAUCAUAUUUCAUUUUCUUUUAUUCGAGAAAAUAAAGUAUAGAGUAUAGACAUUACUGCUCUGGACUGUUAGUAAUUAACUUAUAAUGAUAAAAUUUACCCGCAUCUCGAUUUAAACCAGAUCCAUUGAUUACUCGAUCUGCAUGACCAAAAGCACCUUACAAUUUUCUUAUGCAAUAAUAUAGUUAAUUGGAGGGUUUAUAACAAUAUUUUUUUAUCAUCGAUCUUGUUGAACUAAAACAACUUAUAUUCUUACUUUGACAAAAAUGAUUGACAAAAAUUCAGGCAUAAUCUACAUGCCAAUAUAGUGGACCAAAACAAAGUAAUAAUGCCAAGUUAUGUAUCUAUCUCUCUAUGUGCUUAGCUUAUCCAAAUUUGCGCAAGUGCGUGCACUUUUGUAAGUUUCAAGCAAUUCAAACAGGAACGAACUAGCUAUAAUGCACGACGGCCAACUGAAAUUCCCGGCGCCGCCGGCGUGAGAAGACGAUGAUUUAACCACCACCAGCCGCCGCGGCCUCCUCCUUUCCAUAUCGACCUUCUUUACAUCCACCAAUGAUAUGAUGUCCACUUUUUGGGUUUUUUGCUUUCUCUUAAUCAGUAUUAGCAUUAACAUUAGGAUCUAGCUAGGUGCAUGUCAUGCCCAUCUUGGCUAAAUAAGUUUAUAAUAUUGGAUUAAGGCCCAUACUUUAUCAAAAGAGCAGUUGCUUUGGUUGAUCUUCGUGACGAAACAUUCCCUUUGAUUGCUUUAUUAUUGAUUAAUGAAGAGUAACCAUGCAUCUAUUAUAGUGCUUAAUUAUUCACUAAACAUAAUUGUCUUCUAAUUGAACAUGACGAUAUAUUCGAGGAGAAGACUAGAAAGAAGAAAAAGAAAGAAAAGCUAUGAGAAUUUUUCUGAAGAUGAAAUUUGAGAUUGACAAGUUCUUUUAAAAUAAAAUAAAAAUUUGAGAUUAUCGUCAAUGAUAAUACUCAUACUUGAAACUGAGAAUUUUAAAAUCGAAUCUCUUAAAUAUCAGCUAAUUAAAGACAAACCUAUAUCAUUUGUAUAAAAAAUCUCCUUAUGAAAGAAAAAAAAUAAUAAUUUAGAGCCUAAGCAGGAAGGCCGAUAGUAAAAGUGGCAAUAGCACUUUCUUCUUUCCUUUUUGCCUAUCAUUUCUCCUUUAUUGCUUUCCUCUCUAAUUUCGCCACGUCUUAAAACUCCAAACUAGAAUCAGCAAUAUUUAAUACAUUUGUUAUCACUUUCAUUGCCUCGUGGCAUCCACUUUGACCGUCGCUCCCCGAAAGUGAGCCCGAGCAGUCCACGAGUCCCAAUCCGAGUUGGCAACUCCGUGCGGCUCCCUGCUCCCGCAUUGCUGACCUGGUAACCCAACCAAUCACCAAAUUGCCACGUCUUCCAACUUAAAAUAAUAACAACUCAACUACGCUCGCGCACAAAACAAGAUUUAGUAUUUCCCCCCCUAAAAUCAUGAAGAUAUAAUACUUAAUUAACUCAAAACGUGCCAAACUCUAUUGGGGCCUGCGCUCCACGUCGGCCACGCAUGGGCCCGGCGAGUGUUCGACGUGGAAUUCCGAGGUGGCAUUGCGCCAGUUUGACCCCGGGAGUGUGUCGGCGCGGGAAUUCCACGUGGAGGGCGUACGAAUCCCAUAAACCAGACUCAACCUCCACGUCACUCCCACCGUCUCCUUCACCGCACUAUAUAUUAAAACCCCCAAUUAACCCUCUGUUCUUCCCUCUUCACUCUGCUUCUUCUUCCCCCCCACACACAAAAAUCUCCAAACACCGGCAACAAUGGCGUCGACGACCAAGUCCGAACCCGCCGACGCCGCCCAAUUACCCGACCAGAAUGACCGGUGCCAGAUCGAGGAAGUCGCCCUGGUCGUGCCCGAGACCGACGACCCGACCCUGCCCGUGAUGACGUUCAGGGCCUGGUUCCUGGGUCUGACCAGCUGCACCCUGCUCAUCUUCCUCAACACCUUCUUCACGUACCGGACCCAGCCGCUCGUCAUCUCGGCGAUCCUCAUGCAGAUCGCCGUCCUCCCCAUCGGGAAGUUCAUGGCGAAGACACUCCCGACGAGGGAGUUCGAUCUUUUCGGGGUUUGGAAGUUCAGCCUCAACCCGGGGCCGUUCAACAUUAAGGAGCACGUCAUCAUCACGAUUUUCGCCAAUUGCGGGGUUUCCCAGGGCGGCGGAGACGCUUACUCCAUCGGAGCGAUUACGGUGAUGAAGGCGUACUAUAAGCAGAGCCUCUCUUUUGCCUGCGCUCUCGUCAUUGUCAUCACUACCCAGGUUCUGGGUUAUGGAUGGGCUGGACUGCUGCGGAGGUACUUGGUCGAUCCGGUUGAAAUGUGGUGGCCGGCGAAUCUGGCUCAGGUUUCCCUAUUCAGAGCACUUCACGAGAAGGAAGUGAAGAGCAAAGGCUUCACUCGAAUGCAAUUCUUCCUCAUCUUCCUAACCCUAAGCUUCCUCUACUACGCACUCCCGGGCUACCUGUUCCCCAUCCUCACCUUCUUCUCAUGGGUCUGCUGGGCCUUCCCACGCAGCAUCACGGCCCAACAGAUCGGGUCGGGCUACCACGGGCUCGGCAUCGGGGCAUUCACCCUCGACUGGGCCGGCAUCUCAGCCUACCACGGCAGCCCGCUGAUCACCCCCUGGACCUCCAUAGUCAACGUAGGGGUCGGCUUCAUCAUGUUCAUCUACAUCAUCGUCCCACUCUGCUACUGGAAGUACAACACUUUUGAUGCCCGGAAGUUCCCCAUUUUCUCGAACCAGCUGUUCACGACGGCUGGUUCGAAGUACGACACCACCAAGGUGCUGACCCCGGACUACGAGCUCGAUGUGGGAGCUUACAACAGCUAUGGCAAGCUCUACUUGAGCCCUUUGUUCGCGCUGUCGAUUGGGUCAGGGUUCCUUAGGUUCUCCGCGACUAUUGUCCAUGUCGCGCUCUUCCAUGGAAGGGAUAUAUGGAGGCAGAGUAGAUCGGCCAUGCAGAAUGCUAAGCUCGACAUUCAUGCUAAGCUAAUGAAAGCUUACAAACCGGUGCCAGAAUAUUGGUUCAUGAUCCUGUUAAUCGGGAGCGUUGUUCUGUCUCUGUUGAUGUCUUUCAUAUGGAAGGCAGAUGUGCAGCUUCCAUGGUGGGGGAUGAUCUUUGCAUUUGCACUUGCCUUCAUCGUUACACUUCCAAUUGGUGUCAUUCAGGCAACAACCAACCAGCAACCGGGGUAUGACAUCAUAGCCCAGUUCAUGAUCGGUUAUGUCCUGCCGGGGAAGCCAAUAGCCAACUUGCUGUUCAAGAUAUAUGGGAGGAUCAGUACAGUUCAUGCUCUCUCUUUCUUGUCCGACCUUAAACUUGGUCACUACAUGAAGAUUCCACCUAGGUGCAUGUACACAGCUCAGCUUGUCGGGACACUACUAUCAGGCAUUGUGAACCUCGCGGUGGCAUGGUGGAUGCUCGAGAGCAUCAACGACAUCUGCGACAUCGAAGGAACCCACCCGGACAGUCCAUGGACGUGCCCCAAGUACAGAGUCACCUUCGAUGCGUCGGUCAUUUGGGGUUUAAUCGGACCACACCGCCUGUUUGGCCCCGGUGGACUGUACCGGAACCUAGUGUGGCUCUUCCUAGUCGGUGCAGUGCUCCCGAUCCCCCUAUGGGCACUGAGCAAGGCCUUCCCUGAGAAGAAAUGGAUCGCACUGAUCAACAUUCCCGUCAUAUCGUAUGGAUUCGCAGGGAUGCCACCCGCCACACCAACCAACAUCGCGAGCUGGCUGAUCACCGGGAUGAUCUUCAACUACUUCGUGUUUAAGUACCACAAGAGAUGGUGGCAGAAGUACAACUACGUGCUCUCCGCGGCACUCGAUGCAGGGACGGCGUUCAUGGGCGUGCUGCUGUUCUUUGCUUUGCAGAACUCGGGGCACAACUUGAAGUGGUGGGGAACGGAGGUGGAUCAUUGUCCUCUGGCUAGUUGUCCGACUGCACCGGGGAUUGCCGUCAAAGGGUGCCCUGUUUUCAAGUGAGAACUGAGAAGAUAAGAGGCAGCCAGGCAGCCUGCCUGCCGCCACUGUUUUGCAUUGGGGAGUUGAAGUUUUGUACAUCUGUUAUUAAAAACCUCUUUUCUUUAGUAUAUGUUAGUACCCACUGCUGGAAGCUGCAAGUGUAUCUGGUGAUCAUUUGGGUCUUCGAAUUCUCUUUCUUCGCAUUUAGUCUAUUGUCCUACUCCUAGUCUUAGUAGUAUAUGAAAUUUCAUAAAGAAAAAGGGUGGUAAAUGUUGGACAGAUUCCAUCUCUUAGUAUAUGCUCAAGUCUUCUUUUUUUCAUCUCGUUCAGUAACAUAUUCUUAGCUAAAGAUCGACUGACACAUAUGUUCGUCAACUCAAAGUUCAGUGGCUGUUUCUGUAAUAAACAAAGGUAUCCUUC
This is a messenger RNA of Linum trigynum, 7153 nucleotides long. NCBI's taxonomy places the organism in Eukaryota, Viridiplantae, Streptophyta, Magnoliopsida, Malpighiales, Linaceae. The record is from the annotation of a GenBank genome assembly.